Entamoeba histolytica HM-1:IMSS is the source of this 582-nucleotide messenger RNA. RefSeq lists its product as uncharacterized. The transcript has 2 exons. The coding region runs from base 1 to 582 and encodes 193 amino acids. The record is from RefSeq and is a predicted model, not a curated record. NCBI's taxonomy places the organism in Eukaryota, Evosea, Mastigamoebida, Endamoebidae.
AUGUUAACAUAUUUGUCAUUGUCAUGUAAUACUUGUGGUAGUCUUUGUUUAUUAACACAAUUAAAAGUGUUGUACUUAAACAAAAUCAUUAAAAGUGUUGAUGUUGAAUCAUUUUAUCCUACUUCAUUAGAAUUUUUACAAUGUUAUUCUAAUUCUUUACCAAUGAAAUUAUUAAUUACACAAUUAUUUAAAAACAUUGGAUUAAUUUCAUAUUCAACUUUACUUCCUUCUUCUUUGACUUCUUUAACUGUAUCAUGUUUUGGUUUAUCACAAAGUUAUAUAUCAUUUAGUGAAUUAAAUUGUAUUAAUGUUAAGCAACUUCACAUUGAAAAUUGUAAUACUCAUAAUGUAGAAUUACCAUCUUGUCUUGAUUCACUUUAUCUUCAUUAUUCUGAGUUUAAAAUAACCAAUCCAAGUAUAUUUUAUACUUUGAUUCUUAAUGAAAGUAAAAUUAAUGAAGAAAUGAUUCAAAAAGAAUUUAUAAAGAAUUUCUAUUGCAAAAGAUCAAAAGAAAGUGAGUUUAUUAACAUUGAAUGGUAUUUAUCACUUCCUCAAGUAAAAUUUUGUUAUUGUCAGAAAUAA